Molecule: messenger RNA, 1533 nt
Organism: Folsomia candida
Lineage: Eukaryota; Metazoa; Arthropoda; Collembola; Entomobryomorpha; Isotomidae
Product: homeobox protein 2
Exons: 6
Coding region: 245-1360 (371 amino acids)
Biological process (GO): vesicle-mediated transport
Cellular component (GO): membrane
Source: RefSeq, a predicted model, not a curated record
AUUCGUUCCUUCUUGACUUUCCACACGAUUUAAUUUUCAUUUAACCUUCUCCAUUAUAUUAUCAGGAGCCGUGUCUCUUUCUUACUUCCUUUGAUCCCUAAAGGUUCCAGUGGUACGUGGUUGAGGUUCAAAUUACUUUUAGAGAGAGAGAGAACGGGCAGGAUUUUAUUGCCCUCUGGAUUCUUUGGAAUCGCAUCAUUUUCUUGUGCUUUAUUUCGCCAAGUAUUGAUUAAUCUUGGUGAGAAUGACGGUGGGAGGAGGGGAUAAUCAAACCGGGAGCCAAGGUCGCAGCCGGGAGUCGGAAUUCGAACAACGCGUCGUUCUGGACACGAGGCCGUGUUAUGUUAGAUACUCGCUGCGAGGGCUUGGCGUAUUUUCAGGGACACUAUGCCUUGUUCUUGGUGUUUUGAACCUGAUAUUUCAUUGGUCUUUUGUCUGCAUCUUGUUCAGCAUUUUUCAAGGAAUACUUGGGUUCUUCGUCGCCACGACGGAGGCGGCGGGAGGCAGUGUGAGAAUUUGCCAUUGCAUAUUUCUCAAUCGCUAUCCAAAAUGUUCGGGUUGGGUGGAACGACAGCCUCCUUGGGUCAAACCCAUGUGCUACAUGUUGAUUCCGCUCCCCGGGAUGAUAUUUUGUACGACUUGGUACACUUUUUUCGGUGGAGGAUUCGUCCUUUUUACCGGAGUUGCAUACAUCGUCAGUUUGUGGAGACAGGAUCCACGAACAAUAAACUCUGAUUCGACCCCUGCCCCCGGAAACAACUCCAACAUUUCAUCACCAAUGGGCAACAACAACAACAACCACAACAGCAACACAAUGUUUCCAAAACACACCAAUAACACCAACGCCUACGCCAACAAUGCCACGACCUCGUCGUCCCCCUCAUCCUCACAACCAAAUCGACCAACAAUUAUCGACAUUCGCCAAAACAACAACGCCACAACGACUAAAAGUUCGUCCUCCACCGGCAAAGUUUCGCCUCUCAAUCCUCUCGCAAGUUUGUCCAACUACGAUUCAAACUCGAAAGGAAAUCAUCACAGUUCUGGUUACGCUUACGACGGCGGCGAAAGCGGUGAAAGCGGUGAUCGGUAUGAGAACAUUUCGGUGAUAAGUGGUCAAACGAAGAACACGCGGACUCCGACCACCGCGAUGGAGAUGGAUUGGCGUGGUGACGCCAAGAAUACGAAUUCCUUCUACACCAAUGUCGCCUUGAACGAUGAUGAUGACUUCGGUAGUCGUGGUGCCGGAGCCUUUCCGGACAAUAAUCCCUUCGUAGUGCAGACUAAUCCGGGGAGAAAUGUGCAAAAAGUGACGAGGCCGAACAAGCCGGGCUACGAUGAUGACAACGAGGCAAACUGUUAAGAAAAUGUAUAAUAAUAUACACACAAAUAUAUGUAUAGCCAGUCCAGUCGCCUAAUUUACACAUCCCGCCUAGUCGAAAAAGCAUGUAAAUAUUUGUAUUCGAGUCAAAGUGGAUGUAUAAUUCAGAACUUUUGUAUCGUUAAUAAACACCCCUUGGGACAUAAUUACAUUAA